Messenger RNA from Silurus meridionalis, 1510 nucleotides. Its product is annotated as carboxypeptidase A1-like. The record is from RefSeq and is a predicted model, not a curated record. NCBI's taxonomy places the organism in Eukaryota, Metazoa, Chordata, Actinopteri, Siluriformes, Siluridae. Gene Ontology annotation, biological process: proteolysis. Bases 16 to 1401 code for a protein of 461 amino acids. Gene Ontology annotation, molecular function: metallocarboxypeptidase activity; zinc ion binding. The transcript is spliced from 11 exons.
CCACAAAACACUGAAAUGGAACCUGAUCCUACAUCAGUCGUUCUCAUUCCUUUUCGGUGUCCGAACCUGUCCGAAGGUCUUCCUGAAGGCUCACGUAUAAAAGGACACCUGCUGCUUGGAGGGAGCACUUCAGGAAGGAAAAUGAGAGGACUUUGGGCUUUUCUGGCUCUGUUUGUUGCCGUUUUUGGCAAUGAAACCUUCGAGGGACACCAGGUCCUUCGGAUCACUCCUGUAGAUGAGGCUCAUCUCAGUCUCCUGAAGGAACUCUCGGAGAACGAGCAGCUCAGGCUGGAUUUCUGGAGGGAACCUGUUGACGUGUCACUCCCUGUUGACGUCCGUGUUCCCUUCCCCAGCCUGCAGGCCGUCAGAGCGUUCCUGGGAUACCAUGAGAUCCAUUAUGAGAUCAUGAUCCAGGAUCUUCAGGAUCUUCUCAACGAAGAGCAGGGUGAGAUGUUGAGAUUUAGGGGUCUCCAGCCAAGAAGCACCGAUGAUUUUACCUACGCCAGCUACCACACGCCAGACGAGAUCAACAGCUUCAUGGACAUGUUGGUGCAGGAGAACCCUGGAUUCGUUAGCAAGAUCGUGAUCGGACAGAGUUACGAGGGACGUCCACUCAAUGUUCUGAAAUUCAGCACUGGUGCUAACCGACCUGGCCUCUGGAUCGACACUGGUAUUCACUCCAGAGAAUGGGUGACUCAAGCUAGUGGAACCUGGUUUGCCAAAAAGAUUGUGACAGAUUACGGACGUGACGCGGAACUGACUGACAUCCUUGACAAGUAUGACAUCUUCCUGGAGAUCAUCACCAAUCCUGAUGGAUUCCAGUUUACCCACAGCAGCAACCGCAUGUGGCGUAAGACGAGGAAGCCCAACCCUGGAUCAAGCUGCGUUGGAGUCGAUCCCAACAGGAACUGGGAUGCUGGAUUUGGAGGCGCCGGUGCUAGCAGUAGCCCCUGCACUGAGACGUACCGUGGACCGAAAGCUCACUCGGAACCCGAGGUCAAGUCCAUCGUUGACUUUGUUACAUCUCACGGCCAGAUUAAAGCCUUCGUGUCCAUCCACAGCUACUCUCAGAUGCUCCUCUACCCCUACGGCUACACGAAAACUCCCUGCAAGGACCAGGCAGAGCUGCAUGAACUUGCGAAGAAAGCCGUCAGUGACCUGAGCAGCCUGUAUAACACUCAAUACAGAUACGGCAGCAUCAUCACCACCAUCUAUCAAGCGAGCGGAGGCACCAUUGACUGGACCUACAACCAGGGCAUCAAGUACUCCUACACCUUUGAGCUGAGAGACACCGGACGAUACGGAUUCAUCCUGCCAGCCAAUCAGAUCAUUCCGACUGCUCAGGAGACCUGGCUGGCCCUCAUGGCCAUCAUGAAGCACACCAAGAACAACCCGUACUGAACCAGCAGCAUCGUUAAUCAAUAAUAAUAACAAAGUUGCGACUUUGAUACGGGAUGAUAUUCUGAUUUCUGUCAUUUCCAGCAAUAAACAUAAUAAUGUGCAAUAAAAA